AUGUUGGUGCUUUAUUUUUUGCUAGCGUGUUUUGCGUUGUAUUAUAUUUUUAAAUCGAAUACACCGCGUGGCCUAAAGAAACUUCCUUCACCACCGGGCCAUUUUUUUCAAAUUGGACGUGAACCACAUAAAAAAUUUACAGAAUGGGCGAGAAGUCUAGGCGAUAUUUAUGGAGUACAUAUGGGUCAACAAUAUUGGAUCAUAUUAACUGGUGAUAAGGUUGUUAGUGAUCUUUUACAAAAGCGUGGUGGAAAAUAUUCAACUCGUAUAACAAGUUAUUAUACUUAUGAUUUAUUGACUAGAGGAAAAAGUUAUUUUGGUUGCCCAUAUAAUGAAAGGUAUAAGAUGCUUACACCUAUUAUGCAUGGAGCUCUAGGUCAGCGUAAUAUAAAAGAAAACUCUAACUUACUCGAUGAUGAAUUUCGUAUACUUAUGCAAAACCUUUGUAAAGCUUCAACAAAUGCAAAAGAUGGAUUUUAUCCUAAAUAUUGUUUUCAACUCACAAGUUUAAACAUUAUAAACCUCUUAUGUUUAAACAAGCGCACAGAAAGUACUGAGGAUCCAUAUUAUAAAGAAUUUGAAACUUUAAUGGGAGAACAUUCAGAAAUUGCUAAAAUAACAAAUAGAUUAUCUGAAUUUUUCCCAAUAAUGAAACUUAUUCCAAACUAUAGUUUGCGCAAUAAAAUAAUAGAAAAUAGAACAAAAAUUGAAGCUUUUUUCGAAAAAUUGGUCAAAGAAGUUAUGGAUAGUAAAGAGAAGAAGCCUUGUAUUAUUAGAAAUUUACUUUGCAAGAAGGAUGAAGGAAUUCUUGAUGAUCUAGAUGUUAUUUACCUAGUAUAUGUAAUCUUUGCCGCUGGAACUGACACAAUUUCAUCAAGUCUAACAUGGAUUAGUGCCGCUUUAGCCAAUAAUCCAGAAGUUCAGUAUAAAGCUCAUCAAGAGCUUGAUAGAGUAAUUGGUCACUCUCGUUUACCAGAAGUUUCUGAUGAACUAAAUAUUCCUUAUACGCGUGCUAUAAUAAAAGAAAGUCUAAGAUAUUGUGCACCAAUUUAUCUUGGUUUACCUCAUGGGAUUGAAGAAGAUGACGAAUAUAACGGAUAUCAUAUUCCAGCGAAUUCUGUUGUGAUUUUAAAUCAAUAUGGAAUUCAUAUGGAUGAAAAAAGAUAUGAGAAUCCUAAAGAGUUUAAACCUGAAAGAUUUUUAGGAGUUACAGAAAGCAGUGCAGCUUUAGCAAAUGGGAAUUAUGAAAACAGAGACCAUUUCGGAUUUGGAGCUGGAAGAAGGCUCUGCACUGGAAUUCAUAUGGCUGAGAUGGAACUUUUAUUAGGAGUUUCUCGCCUUCUAUGGUGUUUUAAAAUAGAAAAUGCGUCACCGUUAGAUAAAGAUGGUAAACCAAUACCAAUCGACUUAGAUAAAAUACGCUUUGGUAUUACUGUUUGGCCUGAAGAAUAUUGUGUUAGAUUUGUAAAAAGGCAUGAUAAUGUCGAAAAGGUUUUAUCUAUCUAA
Cetraspora pellucida is the source of this 1506-nucleotide messenger RNA. The record is from the annotation of a GenBank genome assembly. Lineage: Eukaryota; Fungi; Glomeromycota; Glomeromycetes; Diversisporales; Gigasporaceae.